ACGGACCGGCGUGGGUGGCGCACGACCGCGCGAGCAGUAUACCGUCCGACCGAUCGUUUGCCACGGGGCCGCCGUUCAGUGUACCGUGUUUCGUGCGGGGGGAACGGCAGCCAGUUGGCAGUGUUUCGUUCCGUCGUCGUCGUGCACAUCCGCCACCGUCGUCUUUCCACGCGCACGUGCCGACCGUUUUCGCCGCACCUAACCGGGCACCGAUAACACUGUUACCGCAGACCUAGUCCGCGGUGAAAUGGACAAGUGUCGGUGGAGGACAAGUGCUACGAUAAUAUUUCUUCUGGCCAUGCUGUCUUUUUCGGCAACGGGUUCAGACACUUGGCGUAAGCCCGGUUGCCACAAAGUAGGUCACACGAGAAAGAUCAGCAUACCCAACUGCGUGGAAUUCCGUAUCACGACCAACGCAUGCAGAGGGUACUGCGAGUCUUGGGCGGUGCCGUCACCCGCGGACACUGUAAUGAUCAAUCCUCACCAGCGCAUCACGUCCGUGGGUCAAUGUUGCAACAUCAUGGACACCGAAGACGUGGAAGUCAACGUUCUCUGUUUGGAAGGAGUUAGAAAACUGGUAUUUAAAUCUGCGUUGAGCUGUUCAUGUUACCACUGCAAGAAAGAAUGAUUUUUUUCUUUGAAAUCUCAUCACAUUAUGGACACAUAAUAUUUUUGAUUAGCAUUUUUAAAUAUGACAAACGUCUAUUACAUACCUAAUACUCUAUAGUUACUGUACUAACACUAUUACCAUUAUUAUUGAUUGUUUAUUAUAUACUUAAUUGUUGUACAGUUCAACAUUUAAUGUUGAGGACAAAUAUAAUAAAAUAUUAGUUGAACUUAUA
This is a messenger RNA of Sipha flava (yellow sugarcane aphid), 842 nucleotides long. It is a transcript of the gene Gpa2, whose product is annotated as thyrostimulin alpha-2 subunit. Lineage: Eukaryota; Metazoa; Arthropoda; Insecta; Hemiptera; Aphididae. The transcript is spliced from 4 exons. The record is from RefSeq and is a predicted model, not a curated record. Gene Ontology annotation, biological process: cell surface receptor signaling pathway. Gene Ontology annotation, molecular function: hormone receptor binding. The coding region runs from base 248 to 628 and encodes 126 amino acids.